ACAGGGGUCCUCGUGGUGAACGUGACCUGGAGGGGGAAGACGUACGUGGGGACCCUGCUCGACUGCACCAGGCAUGACUGGGCGCCUCCCAGGUUCUGUGAUUCCCCGACAAGCGAUCCGGAGGUGCGCACGCCGAAAGGCCGGGGGAAACGGGGCCGAGCCCCCAACACGCCGGUGAAUGUGGACGGAUCGUCUGCGCCGGAAACGCGUUCGGCGGCGCAGAGCAAACUGCGAAGCGGGAAGGGGCGGCCGCGCGGCGGGGGGACGUCGGGCGGGGCGUUCGCGCCGCCGCCGAGCCCGGCGAAAUCGGAGACGUCGGGCUACAGCGGGAAGCGGAAGGGACGGAGCAGCAACAGUACUGGCAACCACAGCUCUGGCAACCACAGCUCCAGCGACUACGCAAACGACCUCGGCGCCGCCUCCCCCGACUCGAAGAAGCGAAGUCGCUCGAGUUCCCGCAGCACCCCGACCCCCACCGAGGGACCCCCAGGCUCCCCGACCCUCAUCGAAUGCCCCGAGCCCAACUGCGGCAAGAAGUACAAACACAUCAACGGCCUC
Darwinula stevensoni is the source of this 558-nucleotide messenger RNA. Lineage: Eukaryota; Metazoa; Arthropoda; Ostracoda; Podocopida; Darwinulidae. The record is from the annotation of a GenBank genome assembly.